CUUUUGCAUUGAUUAGUUCCAACUAUAUUUCCAUUCUUGGAUUUUUGUUUCUUUCUUUAUUUACUUGCUUGUUACCCGUUUGCCAUUCGCUCUUGAUCUACAUGGGUUCUAUGUCUUUUCCACCAAUAUGCUGACCUUGAUGCCUGUGUAGGUGAGAAAUUAGAAAAUGAAGAUGGGAAGAAAUUUGGAGAAAGUAUAAAAGGGAUCUGCUGAUCAACCGCAUGAUUGAAGGAUUAUAUCAUGGUGACUGUGUCUAAAGAUGAUAUGGCUAUUAAAUCUUACCAAAGUCAGGCUGAGGUUCUGGUUAAGAAUUACUUAUUAGCAGCUCCUUUCAUUCCUUACACUUCUAUCCUUGGUGGCCUAGUUGCUGCCAAAGUGGCAUAUGAGUUUACACGAUUAAUAAGCAAUUUCUAUUUCAAGACUUAUGCUGGUCUUACAAAAAUUCAACGAAUUGAGUGGAACAAUAGGGGCUUGUCUUCUAUUCAUGCGAUUUUUAUCUCAGCUUUGUCAUUGUACUUAGUAUUUUGGUCAGACCUCUUUUCUGAUCAACGGCCUACUGAUUUUGUUACUUUGCGAAGUUCACCACUCUGUAUUUUUGGACUGGGGGUUUCUGUUGGGUACUUCUUUGCUGAUCUUGGGAUGAUUUUCUGGUUCUUUCCUUCUUUAGGAGGUUUGGAGUAUGUUAUCCAUCAUUCUCUUUCAGCAAUUGCCGUAGCAUAUUCUAUGUUUUCUGGAGAAGGGCAGCUUUAUACAUUCAUGUGUCUCAUCUCCGAAGUAACAACUCCUGAGAUUAACAUGAGAUGGUAUCUAGAUACAGCUGGCAUGAAAAGAUCCGCUGCAUAUCUUAUCAAUGGAGUAGUGAUCUUUCUGGCUUGGUUGAUCGCAAGAGUACUGCUAUUUGUUUAUAUGUUUCACCACAUCUACCUGCACUAUGAUCAGGUUGUCCAGAUGAGCCCCUUUGGUCGUCUUGUCGUUUUUGCAGUGCCAUCAGCACUAUUUAUAAUGAAUUUGAUGUGGUUUGCUAAAAUCAUCAAAGGAUUGAUGAAAACUUUAGCCAAGAGACAGUGAUCUUAACAGUGAUCUUAACAGUGACCUUAUCUUUAUCAUCAUACAUACAAGGUCAACCAAUAUGUUCCUCUCAAUGGAUGUAGUAUUCCUCUGUAUUUUACUGUCUUCUCUGCUUUAUAAAUCAUUGAGGGGGCAAAAAGGGAAAAGGAAAAUAGAAGGUAAUCUGAUAUUCUUAGUUGAUGGAAUCAAAUUUUUGUAUAUGAUUACUCAUUCAGUGCUUACCACUAGUUAGAGAAAAAAGAUCACAGGUUUAGUUCUUGCAAUUUCGUAUAUUUGGAUGUUAAAAGCUGAUGGGCUGCCUUUUUGACAAAUAUCAUUUGCUAUUAUUUCCUUAUUGUUAA
Molecule: messenger RNA, 1409 nt
Organism: Hevea brasiliensis (rubber tree)
Lineage: Eukaryota; Viridiplantae; Streptophyta; Magnoliopsida; Malpighiales; Euphorbiaceae
Exons: 9
Coding region: 241-1068 (275 amino acids)
Biological process (GO): lipid homeostasis
Cellular component (GO): membrane; endoplasmic reticulum
Source: RefSeq, a predicted model, not a curated record